CUAAUAAAUCACAAGAUAUGCUAUGCUGUAACUUUUGUUAAUAUAUAGUGUGGUAAAAGUACAAUAGGAGUAAUAAAGUAAAACAAGCCUAGAAUCAUUUACAAAUUUUAAAAGCCUAGCAAACCAUUACAUCUUGCAUUUGGCUGCGUUAUGUUACAGCGCUAUUAAGUUUUGGUAUCCGUGCACAAGUCAACUUAUAUGUAUGGAGUUGGUACGGCAGGAACUUGAUUCUUCAUCAUCAUCAAAAUGAGAACAGGUCAGCUGAACCAAAAGUAAACUCUUAUGGUCAAUGGAUGUUCUCUGACAUCUGCAAGCAAUUUCUCCAAAACUUCGUUUACAUCAAAUAAAGAGUCACAUAUAUGUGACAAUAAUGUGAUGAUUUGGUUUUCUGCUUCUGCUGAUGAGGGCGAUGAUUGAGUACUUAGCACUGGCAGGCCCUUGUUUCUGCUAACUCUUUAUGCCCAUGUUUUCUUCCAUGGCUGUCGUUCGGGUGAAAGUUGACAAUAAAAGCUCCUUAUCCUCGGGGGCUUAUCCCAAUCCAACAUGUCAAUUGGCCUUUCCAUUGCUCUUGGUUACUUUUCUGGUACUGACAUUCUUGCCUUGCUUUGCCCGAAGCGCCUGCAACCAAGUCGAUCAUGAUUCGCUCUUGUCCUUCUCUUCAUCUUUUGUGCAGCUCAAUUGGUCUUCUUCUCCUGGAGAUUGUUGCUCGUGGCUUGGUGUCAAUUGCGGCGGUGGUGAUCGUGUUACCCAUCUGUCGUUACCUUCUUUUGGCCUCUCCGGCAUCAUCUCUCCCUCUAUCAUGAACCUCACCUUCCUCACUUACAUCAAUCUCUCCCACAAUACCCUCUCUGGUUCUCUCCCAUCCGGGUUCUUUGACUCCCUUAAUCGUCUCCAAGUUCUUGACUUGAGCUAUAAUCGAAUCCAUGGCCAACUGCCCUCCUCUCAAAACAACAGCUUUAUCCAGACGGUGGACUUGUCGAGCAACCUCUUCCAUGGAAAGCUCCCGUCUUCGUUGUUUCAGCCAGCUAUGGUAUCUGGGUUUCUAACCAGUUUCAAUGCUAGCAACAACAGCUUUACUGGUGCUAUCCCCAUCUAUGUCUUUUGCAGCAACAGUAGUAACAGUGCUUCUUCCCUCACGUUGUUGGACUUUUCCUUCAAUGAAUUCAGUGGUCAGAUUCCUCCUGGACUGGGUGGCUGUUCAAAGCUUCAGAUAUUCCGAGCAGGUUUCAAUAAUCUAUCCGGACCAAUCCCAGAUGACAUCUAUGACAUUGCGACACUGGAAGAUCUAUAUCUGCCUCUAAAUCACCUUUCUGGACCCAUCAGCAAUGCCAUCGUCCGGCUGACCAACCUCAGGACCCUGGACCUCUACUCCAACCACCUCAAUGGCCGCAUCCCAAUUGAGAUCGGGAAGCUUUCCAAUUUGGUACAGUUGCAACUCCACAUCAACAUGCUCACAGGUCCUCUGCCCACAUCUCUCAUGGAGUGCACCAAUCUGUCCACCAUGAAUUUACGUGUCAACUCUUUGAAUGGAGAUCUCUCAUACUUAAAUUUCUCUACUCUCCAAAGACUUACCACCCUGGACCUUGGCGAAAACUUAUUCACAGGUGAGUUACCUCGCAGCCUCUUCUCUUGCAAGUCACUGACAGCUGUUAGACUGGCUGGUAAUAAGCUCCAAGGACAGAUCACACCUGAUAUACUAGCGCUGCAAUCCUUGUCUUUCCUCUCCAUCUCUAGCAACGACUUCACAAAUUUCACAGGGGCAAUCAGAAUUCUCGUGGGUUUGAAGAAUCUCACAACUCUGGUCCUUGCCAAGAGCUUUCGAAGUGAGGCAAUUACAGAUGAUGAUGGCUUGUUAGACCCAGAUGGAUUCCAAAAUCUACAAGUUCUUGCUCUUGGUGGUUGCCAAUUCACUGGUCAGGUGCCUAGCUGGCUAGCGAAACUUAAGCAACUUAAAGUCUUGGACCUGUCCGUAAACCUUUUUACCGGUUCCAUUCCUGGGUGGUUUGCUAAUCUGACCGAUCUAUUCUACAUAGAUUUGUCAAGUAAUAGACUUUCUGGAGAGUUUCCUACGGAACUAUGCGAACUGCCAGCUUUGACAUCAGGAAAGGCGAGUGAUCACUUGGACCGGAGUUAUCUAGAGUUGCCUGUAUUUGUUAUGCCCAAUAAUGCUACCAAUCAGCAGUACAAUCAACUCUCCAACCUCCCGCCAGCCAUAUACCUACAUAACAACAGCCUCAGUGGCAAUAUUCCCGUAGAGAUAGGCCAGUUGAAGUCUCUUCAUGUUUUGGAUCUUAGUCUUAACAACUUCUCCGGCAACAUACCGGAUCAAAUAUCUAACCUUACAAACUUAGAGAAAUUGGACCUUUCAAACAACCAUCUAACUGGUGAAAUCCCUGUUUCACUCAAAGGUCUGAGUUUCUUGUCUUCCUUCAGCGUGGCAAACAAUGAUCUUCAGGGAGCCAUACCGGUUGGAGGCCAGUUUGAUACUUUUCCCAACUCCAGCUUUGAUGGAAAUCCCGGGUUGUGUGGCCCUGCAGCUGUGCGGCAUUCUUGUCCUCAACCACAAUCUGUAACACGUAGAAGGUCUAACAAAAAACACUUUAGUGGACUCAUUUUCGGGAUCUGUUUUGCCACUGCUAUUAUUGGUGUCAUGCUGGCAAUGUGGAUACUGUCCAAGAGGAGGAAAAUUCCAAAAGCAGAUAUUGACAAGAUCAACUCAGACUUUAUUUCUAUCAACUCUAACAUAGCAGUCACUCCUGAGGUUGAAAAAGAUACCAGCCUAGUUAUAUUAUUUCCCAGUAGUACCAACAAUAUCAGGGAUCUUACUAUAUCUAAAAUCUUGAAAGCCACUGACAACUUUAAUCAAACAAACAUCAUUGGCUGUGGUGGUUUUGGUUUGGUCUACAAGGCAACACUAGCAAACGGUACCAAGCUGGCUGUCAAAAAACUCUUAGGUGAAAUGAAUCUAAUGGAAAGGGAAUUCAAAGCAGAAGUAGAAGCUCUGUCCACAGCCCAACAUGAAAACCUGGUUUCUCUUCAAGGUUAUUGUGUGCAUAAAGGGUUUCGACUAUUAAUAUAUUCCUAUAUGGAGAAUGGAAGCCUGGAUUACUGGUUGCAUGAGAAGGCUGAUGGGGCUUCCCAACUAGAUUGCCCAACUCGACAAAAGAUUGCAAAGGGAGCAAGUUGUGGGCUGGCUUAUAUGCAUCAAAUAUGCGGACCACACAGUGUGCAUAAUGAUAUCAAGUCCAGCAGCAUACUGCUUGAUGAAAACUUUGAAGCACAUGUUGCAGAUUUUGGACUGUCCCGUUUGAUUCUUCCUUAUCAUACACAAGCUACAACAGAACUUGUACGUACACCCGGUAACAUUCCUCCAGUAUAUGAAGAAGCAUGGUUGGCCACUUUGAGGGGAGACAUAUACAGAUUUGGCAUUGUUAUGCUUGAGCUGCUUACUGGGAAGAGGCCUGUAGAAGUGUUCAAGCCAAGGAUGUCAAGAGAGUUAGUUGGCUGGGUGCAGCAAAUGAGGAGCGAAGGUAAAGAAGAGCAAGUGCUCGACCCUUUGCUUAGAGCGAAGGGCUUUGCAGAAGAGAUGCUGCAGGUGCUGGACCUGGCCUGCAUGUGUGUCAACCAAGACCCUUUCAAGAGACCAACAGCUAAAGAAGUCGUAGACUGGCUGAAAAAUGUAUGCACCUCCCAAUUGUAUGGAGAAAUAUGAAUUGAAUGUGGUCAUCAAUUCAAGAAGAAAUAUGGUAUCUGAUUCUCAACCCACACUUUGUAAUUUCGUAAAGUUGAUCAUUUUACUAACUAAAAUUAUGCAGUAUUAUGAGAUGCCAUUGUAAAAAAAUGUUUAAUUAUGAUAAAGAUAAUAAUUAUGAGCAGAAAAGAAGGUUGAAGUUGACGAAAGUAGUAUCUGUAUUAGUUUCAUCGAGUAGCAGGGGCAUAACAACAAACAGUUAACGUGCAAAGGAAACAGCAAUCAUUAGAACUAAAAAACCAUUGGAGAUGUUCAAUUUGGUUCUGGGUUAUUGCUAAUCAGCUUCCUCCGUCAUUAUCAUUACCAGAGAAGCAUUAAAAAGUGAAAGUCCAGUCAAAAAGAAGAAGAUCCGGAAAACAGUUAAAAAGCAUAAAAUAAAGAGGAGGGGGGGGGGGGGGGGGGGAAACA
Messenger RNA from Ziziphus jujuba (common jujube), 4159 nucleotides. RefSeq names its product tyrosine-sulfated glycopeptide receptor 1. The transcript has a single exon. Gene Ontology annotation, molecular function: protein binding; ATP binding; protein kinase activity. Lineage: Eukaryota; Viridiplantae; Streptophyta; Magnoliopsida; Rosales; Rhamnaceae. The coding region runs from base 458 to 3712 and encodes 1084 amino acids. The record is from RefSeq and is a predicted model, not a curated record. Gene Ontology annotation, biological process: protein phosphorylation.